This is a messenger RNA of Seminavis robusta, 723 nucleotides long. NCBI's taxonomy places the organism in Eukaryota, Bacillariophyta, Bacillariophyceae, Naviculales, Naviculaceae. The record is from the annotation of a GenBank genome assembly.
AUGAAGACUUCUCGACCUCUUGCCCUCUUCGCCUUGAUGGCCUUGUCAUUUGCUGAGGGAUUUGCUCCUCAACAAAAUGUUGCCAGAAAACAAACAGUGUCAGUCCAGGCUUCGAAUGAUGAAAGCAGUGUCGCAACGGGAGACUUUGUGAAAGGACUUGCUUUUUCGGCACUUUUGGGAUUUUCAAUGCUUAUGAAUCCACUGCCAGCGGCUGCAGACGGUCAAACUACAAAAUUCAAGCUUCCUCCUAUUGAUGUUAACGACAAGUCUCGUUGCUCCUUUAGCAGCAGCUCGAUUGGACAAGCCAAUGCAGCACGCGACAAACUUUAUGAUUUGCGCCAAUGUUCCCUGCCCAAUUCCAAGGCCCCCGGUUUCGAUCUUUCCGGCGUAAUCAUGACUGGUACCGACGUCUCGGGGUCCAAUUUCAAAGAAGCAUACUUUAGCAAGGCGUACCUCCAUGAGAGCAACUUUGAUGGAGCUGACUUCACCAAUGCCAUUGUCGAUCGAGCCAGUUUCAAGGGAUCCUCACUCAAGGGAACCAUUUUCACGAAUGCAGUAUUGACUGGAACAUCCUUUGAAGAUGCCAAUGUCGAAAACACUGACUUUUCCGAAGCCUACAUUGGAGACUUUGAUAUCCGAUUCCUUUGCAAGAACCCAACUCUCAAGGGAGAAAAUCCUGUCACAGGAAUGGAUACACGUCUCUCGGCGGGAUGCAAAAAUUAG